Molecule: messenger RNA, 399 nt
Organism: Colletotrichum fioriniae
Lineage: Eukaryota; Fungi; Ascomycota; Sordariomycetes; Glomerellales; Glomerellaceae
Biological process (GO): carbohydrate metabolic process
Molecular function (GO): polygalacturonase activity
Source: RefSeq, a predicted model, not a curated record
AUGGCAAUCAUGCACUCGCAGAACGUGCUAUUCGACGGCGUAUACAUCAACAGCACUAGCAAUAACGGGUACCCUGCCAGGAACACGGACGGCGCAGAUACCAUCGACUCGGACCGCAUCACGUUCCGCAAUAUGUACAUCCGAAAUGGCGACGAUGCGGUUGCCAUCAAGGGCAACUCUACCAUCAUCCUCAUUGAAGACUCCACCAUGGAUCACUCUCUCAGUAUAGCCUUUGGCAGUCUUGGACAGUAUAAGAACGGGAUUGAACACGUUGAGAACGUCACUAUGGGGCGUAUCAAGGGCUUGGGGACUCGGCACGGCGCGUAUGUGAAGAUAUGGACUGGAGAUCAGGUUUCUUACCCACCGAACGAAGGUGGAGGCGGCAUCGGAUGUGAGUAA